Corvus hawaiiensis (hawaiian crow) is the source of this 1654-nucleotide messenger RNA. RefSeq names its product DNA polymerase delta interacting protein 3 (gene POLDIP3). Gene Ontology annotation, molecular function: mRNA binding. The record is from RefSeq and is a predicted model, not a curated record. Gene Ontology annotation, cellular component: nucleus. The coding region runs from base 86 to 1339 and encodes 417 amino acids. Gene Ontology annotation, biological process: mRNA export from nucleus. NCBI's taxonomy places the organism in Eukaryota, Metazoa, Chordata, Aves, Passeriformes, Corvidae. The transcript is spliced from 9 exons.
UCUGGGGGCGGGGCGAGGAGCGGAAGUCCUACGGUGGCACCUCCGGGAUUCGCUCGCUGCGUCUCAUCGUUGGGGCCGCGACAAGAUGGCGGACCUGUCUCUGGACGAGCUCAUACGGAAACGCGGUGUGACGGUGAAGGGAAGAAUUAACCCAAGGCCAGUGUUUGGGGGUGUAAGAUCUCGCAUUGGGAUCCAGCAAAAUCUUCUAAAUAGAUCAUCACCAGCUGUGAGCUUCCAGCGGACAUUUGAUGCCCGACAGAAGAUAGGACUCACUGAUGCCCGACUCAAGCUGGGGGUUAAAGAUGCCCGUGAAAAACUGGUUCAAAAGGACGCUCGGUUCAAAAUCAAAGGGAAGGUGCAGGAUGCUCGAGAGAUGUUGAAUUCCCGUAAGCAGCAAAGUGUUGUUGCUGAAAAGGCAACCAAAGUGGUGGAUGCCAGAGAGAAGAUCAGCUUAAAAAGGAGCACUCCCGCUGCUAUCAGCCCAGCUAUGGGGACAGUAAAUCCAGCCAUGAAAAUCACCAAAACUAUCCAACAGAAAGCUCCAGUUCCUGGACACUCUCAUCCAGCAGGAAUGAGGAUCAAUGUGGUGAACAACCAUACACAUAAACAGGGUCUGUAUGACACAGAAGAUGAUGAUGAAAGCGUCUCUCCCCUUCCUAGCAAACAGAUGAAAAUCACCACCACAAACAGUUUCCUGCACAACUCGACUGGUCUGAGCAGCAAUAAAUUCUCUUUGUCCAAGACUGUUCCCCUGACUAAAGUGGUCCAGAACGAUACAUACACAGCUCCACCUGCACCUCCCACUGCUAUGCGGACAAAGGCCUUGACAAACAUGUCCCGGACCUUAGUGACAAAGGAAGAGCCUCCAAAAGAGCCAGCACCUGUUGAGCUGGCGUUCAGUCCUUUGGAAGGCACAAAGAUGACCGUAAAUAAUCUGCAUCCUCGAGUCACAGAGGAAGAUAUUGUUGAGUUAUUCUGUGUGUGUGGAGCUCUGAAGCGAGCCCGGCUGGUGCACCCUGGAGUGGCUGAGGUAGUAUUUGUGAAGAAAGAAGAUGCUAUCACAGCCUAUAAGAAAUACAACAACAGAUGCUUAGAUGGUCAACCAAUGAAAUGCAAUCUUCAUAUGAAUGGGAAUGUCAUCACCUCAGACCAGCCUAUAUUGCUCCGAUUGAGUGAUACCCCUUCAGUGAAGAAGGAAGGGGAACCACGCCGGCCAAGUGCAAGCGCCUCCUCAAAUCCCCCAGCUGAAGUGGACCCUGAAACUAUCUUGAAGGCACUCUUCAAAUCCUCAGGGGUCUCUGCCUCUGUGCAGCCCACAGAAUUCAAAAUUAAACUCUGAGAGGGGAGAGCAAGCAGUGGACUGGAAAACUCAUAUAAGUUGGGGGAUGAGGAAAGUGCAGGAGCGCAGAUGUUAUUUGCAUUUGCCUAUCCUGAAAUUUUUUGUUUUCUAUGAUCGCUACCUUACUGUACAAUAGUGUUUCCUCUUGUGUGUGUACUUUCUGUUUUCAUAGUUGGAGUUUCCUUCCAUGAUUUUUUUUUCCCAAGAGAAUAACCUCCCCCUUCUGCCAGUAAUGUAUUACCGAGCAUAUACCAUGUAACUCCAUCCUUUACUCCAAAGCCCCCAGUGGCCAUUAAAAGUGCACAUAGACUCUGA